Messenger RNA from Fraxinus pennsylvanica, 738 nucleotides. NCBI's taxonomy places the organism in Eukaryota, Viridiplantae, Streptophyta, Magnoliopsida, Lamiales, Oleaceae. The record is from the annotation of a GenBank genome assembly.
AUGAGCGGAAGUGGUACGCAGCAAGCGGCGCACUCGCUGGCUUUCAGGGUAAUGAGGCUGUGCCGGCCGACGUUGCACGUCGACACCUCCCCUCUCAAAUUCGAUCCUUGCGAUCUGCUAUUUGGCGAGGACCUUUUCGAUGAUCCCGUCGCCGCCUCCCAACUCCCUCGUCUGCUGGAUAGCAUUAAUGUUGGCCAAUCAUACAACAAUUCCACUGAUCCCUCCGAUUUCAGCUACCGCACCAGAUUCCUCCUCCAACACCCUUCCGACUCCCUCGGCCUUCCCGGACUUCUCGUCCUCCCCCAAUCCUUUGGGGCAAUAUAUUUGGGCGAGACUUUUUGCAGUUAUAUAAGCAUCAACAACAGCUCCAAUUUUGAAGUUCGAGAUGUUACAAUCAAGGCAGAAAUACAAACAGAAAGGCAGAGAAUACUGCUUUUGGAUACAUCAAAAUCACCCGUUGAAUCAAUAAGAGCUGGAGGACGAUAUGAUUUCAUUGUGGAACAUGAUGUGAAAGAACUCGGUGCCCACACAUUAGUGUGCACAGCACUUUACAAUGAUGGUGAUAGUGAGCGAAAAUAUCUCCCGCAGUUUUUCAAAUUCAUGGUUUCUAAUCCCCUCUCAGUCAGAACAAAGAGAAGUUUCAGAGCCGCCUGUUCUCAUCAGAUCUGGAAGCGGAAUUCACAAUUAUCUCUAUCAGUUAAGAUCAUCAUCUCAGGGAACUGCUCAAGUGAAAGUUGA